AUGAAUACUCGCUACUUCUUCUUCUUCUUCCUCCUCCCACUUCUUCUGAUCUCAACCACGCUCUCCGACCAUGUGACUUUUUUUGGAAGAUAUGCUUGCAAUGUUGACUUCGAUACGGAUUACUGUACCCCGGACACUUAUGUCGGUCUUGCAUUCUACUACGGUACGAUCAGGUGUCUUCUGAACCGUCGAAAGGAAAGUGAACACAUUCAGGUUUGACGGAUGGUGGCGGAAUAACAAAAAAUGGUACUUUUGUGAAUUCAAAUAUCAACGUCGAGUUCUACGAUCCCACAGUCCAGGGCAACUUUUCACGUGGGGAGCAAACUGGCAACUACAUGGCGUAAGUCCCUGUGUCUGUUUUCUAAUGUAUUACUGUAGAGUAUCCACCCCGUGUUUUGCAAUGUUUUGAUCUCUAAAAGUCUAAAACGUCAUCUCGUUGUACAAUAUAACUGGCGGAAGGGAAGGGAGGUCGCGGAGACCGAGAGGAAGAGAGAACACGGCAAGUCUUUGAAAGACGAAUGACUGAUCUCCCCGACUUUGCAAGGACUUUUCAAGUUUGAUAUUACGAUAAGAGACGGUUAAAUGGGGUUGGAUAGAAGGCACGUAACCGUGUCUUAGUCGAGACUUCCAAAAGUUGACUUGAUGUACCUAAUUAUAACAGAAGGGGAACCUAGUCAUUCGAAAUUUGACACUAAUUCAAAAUGAAAGGAACUUGAUCACUUAUCAAUUGAUCGGCGCGCGAGUCAAUUUUUGAAAUACGCAAGGAACAUUUGAUCUUCGUUGAUCGAAAUUUAUUGAAAACGGAUGUGAAAAUUGGAUAAGGACAAGAAUAGAACACUUUGCAGAAGCAUGUUGAAAAUCAUGAUCGAUGACACGAACAACGAUGAUCUGUUGGCUGUCGUCGGGGUUGAGGAGGAUUGUCAGCAAGUGGCAGCUUUGGCUCAAGCCUAUGAUGCUACUAGUUUGCUUGUGGUAUUGUACUAUUAAAAUAUACCGUUUUGUACAAAAGUUUUGUUCUAGAACUGUUUUGAUCAAGUUGGAGAGGCACAGAUGCCGUCGUCCACCGCUUUAGAAAUGUCAUCGACGCAAGGGUACAUAGAGAUUUGAAGAAAAAUUGAAAUUUCAUGUUUCGAGUUUCAGCGGUAAGUAUCGAGCGUUUGCCAAACUUGCAAAAUCCGUUGGCUGGACUAAUGUGGCUGUGAUAAACUUUGAAGAGGACGGUCCCACAGACUACACCUACCAUGAUCAACUUCUGGAUGCCUUGUCUGCCGAGUCCAUUUCAGUUGGAACUUUUAAACUUUAAACUUGACUGUCUAACUCAUUUUCAGCUGGAUUUCGUUCAAAAAGGAGGCUUUUCUGCAAACUUGAACAAUGCAAUGUUCACAGGACUGGAAACUAUUAUCGACGUUGUUUUGGCAACUUAUCAGAAGACCAGAAGUAAGAAAUGUCUAAUUUUCCUUUCAAUUACUGAUGAUAAUUUAUAGUCUACGUUAUUGUGCUGACCUAUCCAGCUUCUGGAACGUUCUUCAUGAAUGUUCUUUCUACGAUGGGAUUGCUCGAGACCGGCCAGUACUUUGUUGUAAUGAUAGGGUCCGUAGACUCUGACUCUACCAAGUAUUUUGGGUUCAACACUAACAGGGGUACCUGGAGAUCCCAUUGACCAGCAGACUAAUCAAAUUAGACACUCUCAGGUAGCCAAUACUUUGGAACUAUCCGCUAUGGUGUUUCGGACUCUGAGGUCCGUCAGUACUACCGUUCCUAUUUGUAUUUCACAGACAUUCCCCAUUAUCCAAAAAGCAAGUCUAUCACAUCAUUUUGUUCGCUAAUUUAGUCAUUUGGUGUUUAGACUUUAGCGAUGACUGGGUCAAAUUCCAAACUCGUGUCAGCGGCGAUGCUGGCAAAAGCUUCUGUCCUCCGAUGUGUGAUACUCAAGUCCAGGGCAUUGCCGACAAUGAUCCGGUGAGUGCAUUGAUCGUCAGCUGAUCGGAAAACAUGUGCCACCGGAAAUGUUUGCCACAUAUUUCAGUUUUCUGAUGACGUGUACUGGUACUCGGAGAGCCCAUCGAUUGUGGAUGCCUAUGAUAUGGGACGGCUUCUCUCGGAAACUGUGAAAGUGCAUGGUGCAUCUGUUUUAAGGAAUUCGACGAGUCUGGUUGGCGCGAUGUCUGGAAGAGGAGUGACUUGUUAGAUACAAGUACUUUGGACUUUUCAGAACGUUUACUUUUCAGCAUUACUCGGAUAUGUGACAAAGUUUGACAGCAACCGCGUAUCUCAGCGGGAGUACAUUCUCUGGGCUCCGCAACAAGCUUCCAGUCUUCUCGGACCUAUUUCUCUUCCCGAAUGGGCAAAGAUAGCAGCGCAAAUGUUACCAGACGGGAAAGGGAAUUAUGUAGAGACUAAAACAUGCAAAAUCCAUUAAUUGAACAUAUGCAUGAUUUUCAGUCCAUCGUGUGGAAAAACUUGACUGAGCUGGGCAUAUACGGCGGAGCACUGCCUAAAUCCAGACCGGACUGUGGAUUCAACAACGAAUUCUGUCCAGCGAGUAUCGGUCAGUAACUUAGUAUCGUACCCAGGGUAGAAAAGCUGACUAGCAGCUGAUUGGCAUCAAAACCCAAUACAUUGUUGAACAGGUAACCUGUCAGAGAUCGAGAUCAUCCUCAUCGCUGUUUGUGUUGUCGCUAUUAUCGUGUUGGUCGGUGUGAUUGCGUAUAUUGGAAGGUACAUCAAAGUAAAGUUUUUUUGAAAAACUGCUAUGAAUUUCGUAGAUGGAUUGCUUAUGAACGAAGGCUGGAGUCCUCGUACUUUCUGGUCAGUCGAAAGCACGUUCAGCUGGUGGACAUGACCAAGUUCGGAUCGAGUAGAGGUGGAAGCAUGCUGCAAAGUGCACUUAGCAUUCGGGUAUUGCAUUGCACAAAUUCUACAUCUCUAAACUUGAUCUGCACUUCAGUCAACGUACGAAGAUGUCGGCCCGAUUGGCGGCGCUACCAUGAACUUCUACAACCAGGGAAUCCGAAAGGCAGCGAGACGGAAUCAAAUGAAGAAGACUACACAGUCGUCAUCGGCAAACAAGGACGAGUGGCUAGAAAUAGUGGAUUGGCAUCUUGCCAAGUACGAAAACACGUUGAUCACCGUUCGAAAGAUCAACAAGACUCAGCUGAAGUUGACAAGGGAAAUGAAACAGGAAGUUGACCUGGUGAUAUCAUUUCUUUGUUGGCGAACAAAAAACUGAUGAACUUUACUAUUACAGUUGAUGACCGAGACACAUGAGAAUUUGAAUAAGUUUUACGGUCUUAUCAAUGACAGCGAACUCAUUUUCACGCUUCAUUCCUACGGACCCAGAAAGAGUUUGAUGGUACCAGAAAGAGGUAUAUAAGAAAAAUUGAAACCAAUCUUUCAGGAUCUACUGAGAAAUGAAGAUCUCCGCCUGGACCGGAUGUUUAGAGUUUCUUUCGUUGAUGACAUUUUGAAAGGCUUGCAGUUUCUUCAUGAUGAUUCGAAAAUCGGAUAUCACGGAAAUCUGAAAAGCUCCAACUGUAUCGUGGACGCAUACUGGCGGGUUAAGCUGAGCAAUUAUGGAAUGGAGCAGAUUCGUUUUGACGAACCGACGCCAAAACCUGAUGGUAACGCUGUCCGUUCUGCAAAAGUUCAUUCAAUAUUCUAUCUUCUUAAGAUUUGCUAUGGUUCGCACCGGAAAUCAUACGUCGUUAUGCUGUAAAACACGAUUUAUCAAAAACGGAACUUGCGAAAUCUGACAUCUACUCGUUUUCUAUCGUAUUGUAUGAAAUUUAUGGCAGACAGGGACCGUUUGGAGAUGAUCUUCUUGAAUCUGACGGUACUUAGUGAAAGAGGAGGGAUGAGGAAGAUGAAAACUUUUCAGCUAUCAUUGAUCAAGUAAAGUUCCCUGAUGGUGGAGCUCUCUGCCGUCCGGAUAUUCAUUUGGUCACCAAAGCUCCUUAUCCCGUUUCGAAAGUUGUUGAACAGUAAGAAUUCAGAUCGAAUUCUGCUGAAUUAUGAUUCCAUCUAUUCAGAUGUUGGGCUGAAGACCCGGAUAGUCGGCCAAACAUCAAAAAAGUUCGAGAACUUUUGAAACCUCUCAGCAAAGGACUGUGAGUUCUUUACACAAUAACUCUAAAGAUGAUACGUUUUAGGAAAGGAAACAUCGCCGACAAUAUCAUGCAACUCUUGGAUCGCUAUCGAAACAACUUGGAAGACGUGAUCAGGGAGAGAACCGAGCAGCUGGAAGAUGAAAAGAAGAGAAAUGAGAACUUGCUACUCCAAUUGCUUCCCAGAUCAGUGGCCAACAGUCUCAAGAACGGACAGCCAGUCGAAGCAGAGUUCUUUGACAGUGUAUCCAUCUACUUCUCUGAUAUUGUCGGCUUCACCGCAUUGAGCAGCAAAAGUACCCCAUUGCAAAUCGUCAACAUGCUCAACAAUUUGUAUACUAAUUUUGACACUAUUAUUGAUAAGUUUGAUUGCUACAAAGUGAAUUCAAAUCUAGAUUUUUUAAUCUGAUUCAAGACGGUUCAGGUUGAAACAAUUGGAGAUGCUUACAUGUUCGUUUCGGGUCUUCCGGAACUCAACAGUUACUUGCAUGCCGGAGAAGUUGCUUCCGCUAGCUUGGAACUUCUGGAUAGCAUCAAAGUUUGACAGAUUCUAAAGUUAUGUAUGAACAACAAAUAGUUUUCAGACAUUCGUUGUGAGUCAUAUGCCUGAUGAGAAGCUUCGGCUGAGAAUCGGAAAUCAUUCUGGACCAGUCGUGACUGGAGUCGUCGGAAUCCGCAUGCCUCGUUAUUGUCUGUUCGGAGACACUGUUAUUGUCGCAAACAACAUGGAGAGCAGUGGAGAACGUAGGAAACUUUAGGACAUUUCAUUGUAGAAAACGCAUUAUGUUUUCAGCAAUGAGAAUCCAAAUCUCAAGUGACGCUUACGACCUUAUUCUCAAAUGUGGCGGUUACGUCACGGAGCAACGCGAGAAAAUAGUGUUGAAGAACAAAUUGGAGGUGAUGACGUACUGGAUGAAUGACUAUUCUCGUGAUGCCCGAUUGGCUAGACUCAUCCAACUUCAAGACAAAUUCCCACAUUUGGAAUCUUUGAUUCAUAAGUUCAACAAGGGAGUGCGAUAA
Molecule: messenger RNA, 5123 nt
Organism: Caenorhabditis sp. 36 PRJEB53466
Lineage: Eukaryota; Metazoa; Nematoda; Chromadorea; Rhabditida; Rhabditidae
Source: the annotation of a GenBank genome assembly